AAAGAGCGGCGAGAGGGGGCGGGGGCGCCGCAGCGGCACCGGAGCUGCGGCCCAGGCCGUCGGUGCAGGAUCCAAGGUGCUGGUGUCUCACCCUGCCUGGAGCCUGAGGUCCUGCGUGCCCAUCCGCUUCCCGACGUCACCAAUGCGACCAUGGGAACUGGCAGUGAAUAGGCGGCCACCCUCUGCCCCUUUUAACCAGCGCCGUUUCUCGGGGGGACCCUGCAGCAGCCCCGACCACCUCCGGCGAAGCCCCCCUGCCAGGCGUCAGUGGGGACGACGCGAGCGACCUCUGGCAGCCCUGCUGGGCCAGGAUGAGCCCCAGCUGCACCCUGCCUUCCCCCAGCAGCCGCACGGCCCUGUAGAUGAGCCCCGCGCAUACGCUCUCCCCAGCACGCCGCCACGAAUGCUUCACCCGGCCGCUCACCCGCCCCACCAGAACCCAUUCAUGGUGGAUCUGCAUGACCAGGUGCACCAGGGACCUGUCCCUCUCUCCUACACGGUUACCACCGUCACGACACAAGGCUUCCCCAUCCACGCUGGCCAGCACAUCCCUGGGUGCAGCACCCAGCAGCUCCCAGCAUGCUCAGUGAUGUUCAGUGGACAGCACUACCCGCUCUGCUGCCUCCCACCCCCGCUGAUCCAAGCAUGUGCCAUGCAACAGCUUCCCGUUUCCUACCAGACGUUCCCCCCCAUCAUCUCCAGCGACCAUUACAUCCUGCACCCCCCACCACCGCCAGUGCCCCCCCACCAGCCACCCCACAUGGCCCCCCUGGGGCAGUUUGUACCUCUCCAAGCCCAGCAUCCGCGUAUGCCUCUGCAGAGGAUAGACAAUGACGUGGACCUGCGAGGGGAGCAGCACCCCAUUGCGGGCUUCACGUACCCCCCGUCCCAUCAUGCUCCCACGCUGUCCCCCUCCGUGCCGCUGCAUUACCUCCCCCACGACCCACUGCACCAAGAAUUGCCAUUUGGCGUGCCAUACCCCCACAUGAUGCCCCGGCGGCUGAACACCCAGCGGUACCGGCUGCAGCAGCGCUGCCCCCCCCCACCGCCUCCUCCGCCGCCCCCCCCGUACUACCCGAGCUUCCUGCCCUAUUUCCUCUCUAUGCUUCCUGUGUCGCCGACAGCCGUGGGACCCACGAUCAGCCUGGACCUGGACGUGGACGAUGUGGAGAUGGAGAAUUACGAGGCGCUGCUGAACCUGGCUGAGCGGCUGGGGGAGGCCAAGCCGCGGGGACUCACCAAAGCAGACAUCGAGCACCUCCCGUCCUACCGCUUCAACCCUGAGAGCCACCAGUCCGAGCAGACCCUGUGCGUCGUGUGCUUCAGUGACUUCGAGGCCCGGCAGCUUCUCCGCGUCCUGCCCUGCAACCACGAGUUCCACGCCAAGUGUGUCGACAAAUGGUUAAAGGCAAACCGCACAUGCCCGAUCUGCCGGGCGGACGCGUCAGAGGUGCAGCGGGAUGCGGACUGAGGCAGGCGGGUGCUGAGCCGCACAAUUCGUUAGAGGACGAGCACGCCGGGCCAGGGGUGGGGGCCGCUGCCCACUGCUAGGGCCUGACCCUGUGCUUACCCCCCCUCCCCAAAGCCUCUCCUCGGAUGUGGUGAGCAUUGAGCAGUACGGGCUCCCGGCCAGCCCUCCUCCUCCCUGCCGGGCACGGACUCGGCUGCGCUCCCGGGGCCCGAAUCGUGUUGUGCUGGAGGCAGGAGGCGCGUGGCCGUGCCCUCCGCGCUCCAAAGACGCUAUUGUUGCUCCAUCACUUUCCAGGUCUUUGUACUCCGUUAGGGAAUUAGCGUUUUUCCCUUUGUCACCUUUUUUUUUUAAUGGUAGUUUGUUUCCCCCCUCCCCUGGUUCCUUUUUCUGUCGCGUUUUUGGUUCCGUGGCCGUUUGCCCCAGCGGCUCCUCCCCUUGGCGUUGCUCAUGGAGGACGCGGGGAGGAGGGAGAAGGGAGCGCCGCGGAUUGAUGCAUCCCGAGCCGCAGUGCCAGGCCGGGGGCAGCCGCAGGAGGUGGCCGAGGUCGGACACCAGCAGCCUCGCGGUGUGGCCGGGGCAGGAUCGCCUCCAUCCCUGCUCCGCACACAGCCCCUCUCCCACCUCGACUGCCCAGCGGAGCCCUGGAGUGUUGUGGCUGUUUGGGGUCUUAGCCAGUGGGAGGAUGGUGCUGGCACAGCCCUGGCCCCUCUCCCUGAUCAUUCUCCCAUUCCCAGCAGAGCUCCUGGGGCUGGGCCAUGGCGUCCUAUGAUGCCUGAAGGGGGAGACCCGGCCCCAUCCUUGCAGCCACGGGCACGAGGUGUCCGCCUGGCCUGCAGCUCCUGCUGCCGUUUUCUCUAUCCCGCUGCCAUAGAUUGGAAUAGCCCCGUGCCCCGUCCUGCUGGCUGGGCGGCUGGUGCAGGGGAGCCCGGCCAGGGGCCACGGGGCGGGGUUUAUCCAUAACCUCGUAGUGUAUUUUCAGUGCUACCCCCGGCCCUGCCCCAGCUGGUGUGGGGGGCAGCUGUGAGCAUCCCCCCGCUGCCAUAUCUUCCCCCAUAACCGUGUGGGGCCGGGCGGUGUGGGGCCAGGGGAGAUGCCGCUGCCCGGCUCCAGCCAUCCCGCGUGGCCGUGGUUUUGCAUGAUUCCUUAGUGAGGAGGGUGACAGGCGGGGGGUGGCGUGAGGGCCGCCCUCCCCUCGCGGCCUGGGAGCCUCCGAGCGGACGCCAGCCCUAUGUAAAUGUUCACAAAUAUGCAUGCAUGUCUGACCAGCUUGGAACGUGGUCUUGGCUACGUGUAGCCGGCUGUGGGGUGAGGGGGGUGGGGAGA
Melopsittacus undulatus (budgerigar) is the source of this 2794-nucleotide messenger RNA. It is a transcript of the gene RNF44, whose product is annotated as ring finger protein 44. Gene Ontology annotation, biological process: protein ubiquitination. The record is from RefSeq and is a predicted model, not a curated record. NCBI's taxonomy places the organism in Eukaryota, Metazoa, Chordata, Aves, Psittaciformes, Psittaculidae. Gene Ontology annotation, molecular function: ubiquitin protein ligase activity.